AAGUGCGCCUCUGUGAUUUCCUAAAAAAAAAUAAUCUUAAAAAAAAAGACUUGAGAAGGACUUUUUUCCCGGCUUUUCAGAGAUUUUUGUGCUGUUGUGCUGCUGAUAGAUUGCAGUCAGUUUGGGUUUCCUCCCGCUUGUGCCUAACUGAUUCUGCAUGAAUUGUCCACUGAGAAUUUUUCACGACUAAAGUGAAUUUGUGUUUAUUCCUCCACUUUCCCAGCGCGUUCUCUCCGCAGUUUUUUUUUGUUGAUUGCAAAAAUCCACCACCGGGGAUGUAGUAGAAAAAAAGGGAGAGUUGUGUCGCUUAUUUUUGUUGUCGCAUUCAUCAUCACAGUGGAUGGGAUGUGAAUUUUAAUCCGUGCACCAUUUCUCAAAUGACUUUUUUUCUCUGGUGCACAUCGUAUUUAAAUUUCAUCCCGCGCCAAAAAAAAGUAGGUAUACAUAGGCUCCACCAACAGACCUGAUAUUAUAUAUAAUUUUCAAAGACAGUGUGGAAAUAAAAAAAAAAACGAGAUAAAAGCAGUGCUUAGGCUGGGGAAUUCAAUCUGAAUGUUGGCAUAAAAUCCCAUCCUCAACCCACCAAAGUGAUGAUUUGUGGUUUUGAAAAAUGAUGCUGGAAAGUCAAUUAAUGAUUGUACGUGUGCUUCAAUGUUGAUCUUCGCACCACCACCAUACUACUGAAGUCACCACAUAGCUCCGGCUAAGAGAGAGUUGCGCCCUUUCGAGGAAGGCAAUGAGAAAUGAGGGUAAAUCCCUCGAGUGUGUGUGUUAAAAAUUUUAUAAAAACGCCAUGGCCAUGAAAGAAUCUUAGAGUGACUUUUCUGAGGCGUGGAAGUCCACCCCCGGGGACAGGAGAGUUGUGUUUUUUGUGAGAUGAGAAGGAAAAAAAGUUGUGGAUUCGCCUUUUCUUGUGUACCACCACCCCACCGAACAAUGACCCAACUUUUAUGGCUUUUCGUCAUCGUGAUGUAUCCAGCAUUCAUUGAAGGCCACACACCCCGGAUCACGGAGCAUCCCACAGACACCACGGUGGCUCGCCAUGAUCCAGCUACGCUCAACUGCAAGGUGCAGGGUACACCAACGCCUACAAUCCAGUGGUACAAGGAUGGAGUACCGCUAAAGAUCCUGCCUGGAUCCCAUCGUAUCUUCUUGCCAGCUGGUGGACUCUUCUUCCUCAAAGUUGUCAAUUCACGGAGGGAGAGUGAUAGUGGGGUGUACUGGUGUGAGGCUAGGAAUCAAUAUGGCGUCGCUAGGAGUCGCAAUGCUACUCUCGUAGUUGCUGUCCUACGCGAGGAUUUCCGUUUGGAGCCGCAGAACACGCGGGUGGCCCAAGGUGACACGGCCCUUAUUGAAUGUGGUCCCCCGAAGGGGACACCUGAACCUAAAGUUGACUGGCGGAAGAAUGGACAGAAACUUGAACUGGAGAACUCCAAGAGGAUCCGCAUUGUUGACGGAGGAAACUUGGCCAUUCAGGAUGUUCGGCAGACGGACGAAGGGCAGUACCAGUGCGUGGCAAAGAAUGCGGCCGGCACGAGGGAGUCGACUGCGGCACUAUUAAAAGUUCAUGUGAAACCGUUCCUGAUCCGAGGACCCACAAGUCAAGUUGUUGUCGAGGGGUCGGCGGUGACGUUUCAGUGCCGAGUCAGUGGGGAACCCAUGCCAGAUGUCCUUUGGCGUCGUUCAGCGUCUGGCGGGAACAUGCCACUCGAUCGGGUGCACAUCCUCGAGGAUAGGAGCUUGCGUCUCGAACGGGUGACGGUGAAUGAUGAAGGCGAGUACAGCUGUGAGGCCGAUAAUGCUGUGGGUUCGAUAACGGCCACCGGAACCCUCACAGUUCAUUCUCCUCCAGUUUUCACAGCUCGUCCUACAGCACAGUCUGUAGACGUACUUGCUUCAGCUUCUUUUGAAUGCCGCGCAGCAGGCAUACCAACGCCUACAAUGUUCUGGUCCAUUGAAGGCAAUCGUUCCCUGAUCUUCCCAGGAACGCGACUAGAUCGCUUUGAAACCACCUUCACAGCUGAAGGUGCAAGUGUGCUUACGCUACCUCAGACACGGAAGACUGACAAUGGGAUCAUAGUUAUCUGUAGUGCUCUGAAUAGUGUGGGUUCAAUUACUGCAAAAGCAAAACUUAUUGUGAACACAGUUGAGGACAAUCCCCCACCAAUUAUAAUUCAGGGUCCUGUGAAUCAGACCCUACCUGUAAAAUCUGUGGCUGUGCUAGUGUGUCGAUCAAGUGGUGUACCUACUCCAGUGGUUUCGUGGUAUCGGGACGGUAUUCCCGUUGUCCCGUCGCACAAGAUAAAUAUGACAGAGUCAGGAACACUCACAAUAUCAGACUUGAAUAGGAAUGAAGAUCAAGGGUUGUACACGUGUGUAGCUAGUAGUCGAAAUGGCAAGUCAACGUGGAGUGGUUUCCUACGGUUGGAGCAACCAACAAAUCCCAAUAUCAAGUUCUUCCGAGCACCUGAGGCAGCUACUUUUCCAGCUGCUCCCAGUAAACCGCUUAUAAUUAAUGUAACUGACGAAUCUGUGACAAUAUCGUGGAUUCCUGGUGGGAAAACGGGUGCAUCAGAGCUACAGGGGUACAUGGUGGAAAUGUUCAGCAGCAACAUUAGUCGUGGAUGGAUUCCACUUAUUCAACACCAUCCUGAUACCACCUAUACGCAAUAUGCUCUAACACUGGGAGCCACUUAUGUGUUCAUUGUCCGUUCGGAGAACUUCCAUGGCCUAUCACCCCCGAGCCCCAUGUCGGAUCCAGUUGUCGUUGGUGGCAAGGCUCUCGGUGCUGAAGAGGACAUUGGACUGAGUGAGGCGCAGGCAAUUCUGUCGUCUGGCAAUGUGGUUGAAUUACUCGAGGCGAAUGCCACUGAUUCCACGAGUGUACGGCUCUCCUGGGAGAUUAUAAAUGGCCAAUACGUGGAGGGUUUCUACAUCUAUUCACGUGAAACUGUGACCAAUGGAACGUAUAAGAUGCUGACCGUGCUACACGGUGGCGGAGCGUCCGCAUGCACAAUGACGGGCCUUAGGAAGUACCAUCAGUAUGAGUUCUUCAUUGUGCCCUUCUACAAGACGGUCGAGGGACGCCCCAGCAAUUCACGGACCACCCGCACAUUGGAAGACGUUCCAAGUACCCCACCAGAACAUAUCGAGGCGAUUUUAUUGAAUGCGACAGCUGUGUAUCUGAAAUGGCAUGCACCUUCCAACGACACAAUCAAUGGCAUUCUACUCAGCUACCAAAUCAUUGUUAGGGGUUUUGAUUCGCACAACUUGUCGAAAAUACUCACAAACAUUACAAUAGAUGCGAAGACACCGUCACUCUUGCUGGCAAACCUCUCUGCCGGUGUGACAUACUCCGUGAGUGUGUCAGCGGGAACUGGAGCAGGAUUCGGACCAUUCAGCCCACCGGCUAUUCUUCGGCUUGACCCACACUCUCGGCGUCUCGACAAUAGCUUCACAAGAUACUCAAUCAAUCACAACUUAUCAGAUGACAUCCUUACGCAGACGUGGUUUAUUGUCCUGUUGGGAUCAAUAAUCGCCAUCAUCGUAUUCCUCUUCGGGGCAAUGGUAUUGUUUAAGCGGAUUCAAUUUAUCAAGCAAACAUCAUUGGCCUCAAUGCACGGAAAUCACGCAAUCGGAACUGUAAGAAAAUUCCCCACAUUGCCACUCAAUACGGGCGCGAAUGGCAGCGUCGGCGGUGGAACAGCCACGGGCGGCGGUGUGUGGAUAGAUCCUUCCGGUGGUGUGUGGCGGCAUGCAAAGGAUGGGAUACCCGAUUAUGCACAAAUAUCAGCCAACCAAACACUUCCGCUGCCCGAUUAUGAGAGACUAACACCACUCAAUAUGCCGGACUAUGCGGAAGUGGCUGGAGUGUCGUCGUUUAAGCACCCAAAGUCGCCGCUGUACGAUAGCUGUGGUGCAUAUGCGACCACAUCGCUGAUUGGCACAACAAACAUUUACCACCAGAAUCGGAUGGAUGCCAAGAGCAAUUCCAUCUACUCGGCGCCCACAAGUUGCCACUAUGGCAUCAACGAUGGCCUACCCUAUGCCAUGGAUGCGUCCAAGAACGCCAACGUACUACAGCGCAAUGCUGCACAUCAUGGUAGCCACAACAGGCUCAUUAUGAACAUCACGGAGAAUCGUCUGAAUCUCAUCAACAACCUCGGCCGACCGUCCACAUCCACUGCCAUGCCUCAGACACCAAUGCUGGGCACCAUGCGUCGCAAUAGGUUGAUGAAGCUGAGCCAAGGUGGCGACGGGCGUAACGGACGAGUAGCCGAUGGCUCGUGGACACCCUCCCCCUCGGCCAUAGAUGGCGCAAAUUCAAUGGCACACCACUUCAUCCAAGCAGCCACAAGUGAUAAGAAUAGUUCGCAGAGCUAUUUGAGUAGUUUCGGCAAAACGGACAAUGUGUGAAUAUCCCACCCCCACCACCCCAUACCCCCCAGCACACACCCACCCACCCCAUGUGUACAUAGUUUGGGCCCCAUUAAAUACACAUUUGGGCCGAGUGUAUUUAAUUGCGCGAGUGCGAAUGAGAGGCAAAAUGCCAAGAUGUAAUGAUACAAAUUGUAUGAUUUAUGAGUGAAUACGGUUCCUAAAACACCAUCCAAAUAAUAUAGAGAAAAUUUCACCAGCCGGAAGUUUGAGGGACAAACUUUUUCAUCUUAAUGGACUGAUAAUGUGCUGGAUGCUAUACAUAUAUUUGCUUUUCUGGUCACCAUCACAGCUACAGAGGGGGGAUGAGGUUAAGUUAAACUUUAUCCACCCAUUUGCUACCCACAUUUGACCUCUGACUUGGGGAAUUUUCAACCACUUUUCCACCUCAAGUAAUAAUCUCAAUUUUGUAUGUUCUAAUGAGAGAUAAUAAGACUCUUCUACACAACCUUUUACUCUAAUAUACCUGAUUAAAUACGGCAUGGAUGGAUGUACGGACAUGUGCGGGAAAGCAGUGAGUAAUUUUUGCAUUAAUAUAAUUAAACUAAUAUUAGUUUAUUUUCAAUUUCUCUUUCAUAAAGAUUUUUCCUUUAAGAAAUUUUAUUAAAAAAUUAGGGAUAAAAAAUUGUAUUUGUUUGAAGUUUAAUGAUAUUUUUUAUUUAUAGAAUUUGUUUUAAAAUAGAGGGAUUUGAUACAUAUUUUGCAAGAGUAUGGAAUUUUAAAUUUGAAAUAUUUGAAUUUUUAAAUUAAUUUGAAUUUCAAGAAAUAAUAAAGGUGCUCACUUAAUAAUGUAAGAGAUCGAUUUAGUAAAUAAGUGAGAAGGCAUUAAGUAAUUUCCAAUUAUGCAAUAAAGUUAAGUUUUUGGGAAAGCGAUCGCACGAUAAACGAGUUAAGAAUGCGAUUUUUUCACACUUUUAGCUAUUGAAAGAUCUACUUUUUUUCAAAGGAAAAGUUUUCAAGGAAAACAAAUUUUAUUUUAAUAAUUCAUAUUUUAAAUAAUUUUUGCUCCAGUGGCUCUUGAGUUAUUUAACUUCCACUUUUUUUUCUCUUAUGGAAACCUUUCAAUAGAUUAUGUUUUAACCUUAAGCAAGAAUGUUCUGACAGUCAAGAUAAUGCAAAAUAAUGCUUCUUUACCUCCAAAAAUUUUAAAAGUAAAAUAUUCACAAUUUUUUUUAAUUCCCGGAACUUACCAUAAAAGCUUCGUAGGAAAAAUUUUCAAAAAAAGUACCUAAAUAAAGAUUAUUAAGAAUCAAAAAUCAAUGGAUACAAUACUUAGCUUACACGUUUAUUCCUUCUUAUUACUUAUGUGGCUUACGCGUUCUUUUACCUUAUUAAGUGAGUUCCCUUAAUAUCUUAUCAACUUUUUCUGAUUUUUCUUCGUGUAAUGAUUGAUUUUCGUACAAAAUUUGUAACUAAAUUAAAAUUAUGUAAAUUCAAAAUAAGAAAUGAAAGUAUUGUUUUAUAAGUCUGGUUUCUUGCACAACGUCUGCUAAUGUAAUUAAAUUUUAUUAUGAUGAAAGAAUGCUCAAAGAAAAUGUUAAAUUUGUAUAAAAAAAAGCGUGUUAAUGAAACAUAAUCAUUUCAUAAAGCAGUGUAAAAUGCAUAAAAUUGAAGAUAAUUCGAUUUAUAUUAUAUUAAAAUUAAAUUAGUAAGCUUCUUGUACAUACCUCUUCUAUAUCCAUUAUAUAAAGUAAUUUUCACUAUAUAAAAUAUGGAAAAAAAUGAAGAGAAGAAAUAUCCUAAAAAAGUAUUCUAAUUAUUGUAAUUAUAAAGAAAAAAAUAAUUAUUCUCGUGAACAGAAUAUUAAUUGAGGCGACUAAUUUCUAUAUUAAGAAAAAGAAAGUGCGAACGUUUGGGAAAAAAAUGGCGAACCCACAUCUUGAAGGGAUGCCAGAAUUAAAAGCUGUCGCCAAAAUUGCGUGCCAAGAAAGGAUGUGGGAAUGAUGAAGAAAAAAAAAUCAAUGGGGCCGCAGAAUGGGGAAUUUGGAUGGAAAAUGGCUAGAUAAAUAAGACUGAGAAGAGUACUAAUAAUUAAAUUAUUUAACCCCCACACGCCACAAUUCAAAAUGAGAUAAAUGAAGAGUCCUUUUUGGUAUUUAUACUCCACACAACACACACACACACCCUCGGGCAGUUGAACUGCGAGGAUAUGCCACUUUAUAACCAACCCGUACCACCCCCCCACCGAAUAGGGAGACACUCUCGACAACUUUCUGUGUGUAUUUGUAUCCCCCUUUUUGGCAUUUCAGCAAAAUUUGCUUUUAUACAUUUUCAAGUGCACAACCUCGAGAGCAAGAGACAAAUAUGAAUUUAACUUUUCCCCAUGGAAAAACACUCGAGAUCCCGAAGAGUUUCCAUUAGCUAAAUUAAUUGACAGGAUUGUUUGGAGGAAUUCCCAUUUCAUUUUCUUCCGUUUUUUUUUUUGAAGCUACAAAAGAUAACUUUUCCACUCCUGAUGGAAUUGUCACACUUUUUAAUCACUUUCUUUUUCUUUUUUCUCCUCCUGACGGCAAUCAAUUCCACGCAAAGACACAGAAGAACUCUCGUAUAUAAAACAGCUACCUCUUGAAAGUAAUUCCUAUUCCCACGAAAAUUAAAUGAAGAAAAGAUGGAGAAAUGUUGUAAGAAAUUUUCACAGAGAGAGAAACUAGUGAAGAAAUAGAAGAGUAUAGAAUUGCAAGAAAAUGGUGAUUUGGAAGAUUUUUCACAUCAAUUGAAUGGACAAAAACGAGCAAGAGUGAACCACCCUCGAAUGUGUAAGUAGAAGUUGUGUGAAAAAGCAGAGGAGAAAAAUUGCAGGUCGGUCCGGAAAAUAGUGGUACAUUUGUGAGUUUUUGACAAGAUAGAGAACAAAUGCACAGUACAAGGGGUUAAUUCAGGACAAGUGCUGUAAUUUCCUGGAAAAGCGCUGGGAAAUAUACUAAUUUUUCCAUUUAAGAUCUAGUCUAAAUUGAUUUAUUUCUGAAUUUAUAGUUAUUCGAGAAAAUGUUUUAAUAGCAAAUUAAACCUAGAGCAAUGCUCAAUUUUAUGCAUUAAACCCAUGUUCUAAAAUCAAUCUUAGAAGAUGGAAAAAUCUCGAGUUUUUCUACAUAACCAAUUUUGAUAAUGCUCUCCAAUAAUUUCAUUUUAAAGACAUUUAUUACAAACAAUCUGUAGGGGAACGUGGCCCAAUUCGGACCUCCUAAGCCCUUUUUCAAUUUUUCUGUGUGGCAAAUACUAUUGACAUGAAGAGAUGGGUCCAGCGACCUCUCCAAUAAUUUAAACACGAAAUUUGCUUACAUUGAAGGGACUUACUCCAUGUGUUGUAUAUUACAUUCUUUGAAAUUUUAAAGGUUUUAUUUUAAGGAAUUUGUUUUUCUGCGAAAGGUUAAAUUAAAUUAAUUUUAAUAAAAUAGAAAUUAAAUAAUCAUUAUCAAGAAUUGUUUUUUUUUCUUAAUUUUCAUAUUGCCCAAUUUUAGUUCUCAACAAAAUGCGUCACUAUUUCCUUCCAUGGACUGUUAAUGUGAAAUUUAUCCGAUGCUAUGCGAAAGGAGGAAAUUUUCGUGGAAAUCCAUGUUAUAAAAUAAAAACAAAUCUCUAUAAAAAUGUGCCAUUUUCACACACACAAAAAUAUAUAAAUAAUAAUAAUAACAUUGUAAUAAUAAUAAAGCAGUACGUGUGUCAUUUGAUAUGAAAAAAAAAAAUUGGGAGUAUAAAUAGAAAGUGGUAAAAGAUAUGAGAAAUAGCUAUGUGGAUGCAAGAGGAAAAAAAUACAUAGAAAUUUGUAAUUUAACCGUCCAACUCAUAUCGAAUAAAAUAUUAAAUAGCUGAAGAA
Molecule: messenger RNA, 8251 nt
Organism: Lutzomyia longipalpis
Lineage: Eukaryota; Metazoa; Arthropoda; Insecta; Diptera; Psychodidae
Product: protein sax-3-like
Exons: 14
Coding region: 877-4416 (1179 amino acids)
Molecular function (GO): protein binding
Source: RefSeq, a predicted model, not a curated record